Messenger RNA from Suillus subaureus, 1026 nucleotides. RefSeq lists its product as uncharacterized. Lineage: Eukaryota; Fungi; Basidiomycota; Agaricomycetes; Boletales; Suillaceae. The record is from RefSeq and is a predicted model, not a curated record. Gene Ontology annotation, biological process: vacuolar acidification; proton transmembrane transport. Gene Ontology annotation, cellular component: vacuolar proton-transporting V-type ATPase complex; proton-transporting V-type ATPase, V0 domain. Gene Ontology annotation, molecular function: proton-transporting ATPase activity, rotational mechanism; ATPase binding; RNA binding. The coding region runs from base 1 to 1026 and encodes 341 amino acids. The transcript has 12 exons.
AUGGGAGAUGACUACCCCAUGCUGUUCUGUACAUGUUUGGGACAGAUGAGCUUAAGGCAGUUCCUUGUCCCAACUGAAGUUGCCCAUGAUGCAGUCACAGAGCUCAGUGAACUGGAAAAUGUUCAAUUGAAGGACAUACUCAUGGCUGGACUGAGUGCUGUGCAUAAUAUUGAUGAGCUUGAUGUCACACUUGCCAAGCAUGAGAUGUGGCUUGUGCAGAUGAAUGAUAGCUACAAGAUGUUGAAGACUGCUGUGUUCUCUGAGAAGGGUUCAGGUGUCAACAAACUUUGUGAUGCUCUCGGUGUCAAGAUUGACUUCUCAGAUGAAGCUAAUGAGAAGGAAAAGGAGGCAGGCAAGAAGAAGGUGGCUGUCCAUCAGAAAUCCAAGGUCAAGAUUACAGGCUGCAAGGAGAAUGUAGAGGAAGCCAAAAAACAAAUUUUAUCACAAGUUGAGAGGAUUCUGCUUCAUCAUGGAGACAAACCAUUUGAUCUAUCCUUCCCACCUGUGCAUGGUGCCUACCCUUCCCUCAUACUGAAGGUUGCUGUCAUACAUGCUUGUGACAAUCAGGAUGAUGCACUGUCUGGUGUCACAUCCUAUAUGGACUCAUAUUCCUGCAUAUCGACAUUCAAGCGCGUCUUGUGGCAUGUCCUAAGGGGUAACCUGUACAUGAAUCACACAGAUAUCACAGAGCCUUUUGUUGAUCCUGCUACUGGCACUGAGACAUGCAAAAAUGUGUUCAUAAUUUUCGUGCAUGGUGAUGCCUUACUUGUGAAGAAAGUGGCAGAGGGUAGUGAUCAGAAUGCACAUCAUCACAAGUCCAAGAAGGGAGAGGAUGAGGGGUUGUUGAAAGAUGGGGGAUUCACUGUGGAAGGAGAUGACCAACCUUAUGUUCCUCAUAUCCCUCGACAGAGCAAGCAUGGCGUUCAGUAUGAUGUACUGCAAUUUGGGGUCCCAUUUUUGUUGCUUGAGCCAGCUUGCAGCUACUUGCUGUGGCUGUAUAAGCCAGACCAAGUUUUGAUUAUGUAA